This is a messenger RNA of Eurypyga helias (sunbittern), 2090 nucleotides long. RefSeq names its product raftlin family member 2 (gene RFTN2). The transcript has 9 exons. Lineage: Eukaryota; Metazoa; Chordata; Aves; Eurypygiformes; Eurypygidae. The record is from RefSeq and is a predicted model, not a curated record. Bases 371 to 1891 code for a protein of 506 amino acids.
GACAAACAAAGCACUAUUGGUGUCCUCUGCAAGGGAGCACUGAUAGGGGGCUGGCUGUAAAUUGACGUGGCAUGGAAAAUCUCUGCUAGUUUGUAGCAGCUCUAACAUCGCUGCAGAAUCAAGCAGACUCUUACCAAGUUUGUCGCUUGAAAUCACCACGGGCUUACUGUUUCUGUGGAAAAAAAUGAAUGGAAAGUACCUUCGCCUUUUGAUUUGGGAACCAGACUUUUUCUGUAUUUGGAUUUACAGUUAAUAGAAAACAAAAUCAAGGGGAAUUAUUCAGUUCCUUUUUUUUCCCCUGUAGUGGGAGCAACAGAUCUUGCUGCUCCCCCCACCUCUUCCUGUGAUUUAAUCAUUUGCAGAUCUUGCCAUGGGGUGCGGACUGAGAAAGCUGGAAGACCCAGAUGAUAGCAGCCCUGGAAAAAUCUUUUCUACACUGAAGAGACCACAAGUUGAAACAAAGACUGAUUCUGCCUAUGAAUACGUAUUGCUGGAUUUUGCUUUAGAAGCUUCUUCAAAUCCAGAAGUUAUCAAGAUUGGUUCUGUGUUGGAUAUAGCAUCUAAGGUGGAAGAAUAUUACAACAAGGGAUAUGUUGCAGGAGCUGUUCAUCCUAUUAUACUGCCAAUUGGACGUAGAAGGAGUUUCCCUGCAAGUCACAUGUAUCGAGUGGUACUUUCACGAUUAAAAUUAAGCCAGAAGCAUGCAACACCCAGAGCACAAAGGCACCCCAGGCUGGUGAUUGAGGAAUGUCCUUUAAUGUAUGAAACACUGACAAAUGAGGUGGUGAAAGAACUGCUAGAUAAGGUUAAUGAAGCUGCUAAAAGAGGAAAGAAGUUUGUUGGAUUUGUAACACAACAUUUUCCCCAGCCUAAAUCCUGUAAUGGAACAAGCACGGAUGGAAGUGCAGAGCUGGAAUCAACACUGAGCAGAAGAAAUAGGGAACACGGCAGAAAAAAUUCUGAUGAUUACAAAAACUGGAAUGAAGGGACAUUGAGUGGUCACUCAUCUGAGAGUGGGAUAGAAGAGGAAAUGCAAGGAGAAAGCUGUCUCUUACAGGAUGCAGAUUUCCAGUUUGGGAAAGAAGUCAGCCCUGUUAAACAACGAAAAGGAGAAGACAAGCUGUAUACAGUCUUCAAUGUUUUUGAUGAUGAUUCUACCUGCUGGACCUAUCAUGAAGGCGUUUUGUCAAUGAAAGUAACAAGAAAGGGGCCAGUUAUUAGUACACUGGAAGCAGACUGGCUAGAAUUAACCACAUUUUAUUAUAAACAAGGAUUGUCCUUAAUUGAUUCAUUUGUACACUGGGAAACUUCUAAAGGGGACUAUUUGCCCAAAUCUUUAGAGGGAUUAUUUAUCUAUGAAGAAGAAGGUGCUGGGGUUCCAGGCUCCAACAGGAAAGGAAAUGAUGCGAUAGUUGUUGAACAAUGGACAGUCAUUGAGGGGUGUGAAAUUAAAACAGAUUAUGGACCUUUAUUGCACACACUGGCUGAGUUUGGAUGGCUCCUGACCUGUGUCCUGCCUACACCUAUUGUGCGACAUGACAGUGAAGGAAAUCUGGCCACAAAGCAAGUGGUUUUUCUUCAGAGACCUGUUAUGUGGAAUUCUGCUGUCCAGACACCAGAGAGGAAAUCCUUAAGGCAGGUUAUUGGGGAGGAAAAAGGCAAAGUCUCUAGCAGAAGUGUUGGCUUGGACACAGCUACUUCUCGGCCUGUAGAAGCUGGACAACCUCCUGAUGAGUUUCACUUAUCUUCUUCUAAACAAUGUUGGAUCAAGGAGGGAUCCCCCCAGUAUGGAGGCUUUCCAGGCUUCAGCAGCAGUGAUGGAGUAUUAAGGGAACUGGAUGAUGGACAGUUUGACCAGGAAGAUGGAGUCACUCAGGUCACAUGUAUGUGAUGAAGUAAGUAACGGCAUCAGAUGGACGUGUACAUAAUUCACACAAAUGUUUUUUAAAAAACCCACACUACUUUAAAUGCAUUGGUAUAAUCCUAUGACUUUUCCCAGACUCGCUUUGUAUUUUUGUCUGUCGCUUUGUGUUAAUCCUACUGUAGCAAUAAUUCUACUGCAAAAUAAUUGGGUUUUCUCUCUCGUUAAU